GUUUUAAAAGUCGCAUUGCCUGUAGAUUCAAGGCAUAACUAACAUAAUACUGAGCCAAAACAGUAUUUUUACAGCAGCUCAUCAGUUCAGUUUGUUAGUUUUUAAAUUAUUAAACCACUCUAUAGGGUUAUUUUCGUAUCAGUGCAAGGUAUUGAGUGUUUCGUUUUUGUAGUGAUAUACACUCGCAUAAUUGUCGCUUUCGAAUAUAUCAGACUCUUGCUGUAUAAGCUUUAACUUCUAAAUAUCAUUCUGGUGCAGUAGGAUUCGGCAUGGCUUCAACACAUUGUUCAUUCGACGGAAGCGAAACUAUCUCGGCCAUGCAAACAUAUAGAAAGGCGGAGGAAGUUUUACGCAUGUUACUCGCGAAGUUAUUAGUACUUCACUCUCAAACAAUGAAAAUUUGCCUUACCGCUGCGGCUCUUCUAUUAGUACUUACUGCUCAUAAUGUAUCUGCAAGAUUCUUCUAUUUGCCAAGCUAUUUUUAUCAUUAUACCUCUUCUGUUGAUAAUAAAUCACCUUUCAGUCCAGCACAAGAAAUAUCCUCAUCUUCUACUUUAUUCAUAGCUAAUGGUAUAAGCAAUGUUGAAAUUGAAAAUUGUGGUAUCGAAUCCGACAGACUGCAUAUCAGAGAUAUCAAGAUUAGUCCCGAAAUUGUUGUUCCAGGUGGCGAGUUGACAAUUGAAGCUACUGGUACUUUGAAAGAGGACGUCGGACCCGGAGCUGAAGCAAUUGUCGAUGUCAAAUUAGGCAGAAUCAAAUUACUGCAUAGAAAAUUUGAUAUCUGUGAUGAGUUAAAAAAAAAUGAGGAUAAAGUCGAACUUCAAUGCCCUAUUCAAGAGGGUGAUCUCACGGUCACACAAAAGAUCACAUUGCCAAAAGAAAUUCCUAGGGCUAAAUUUUUGGUAGAUGUCCUUGCCUAUACUUCGAAUGAUGAUGACUUGGCUUGUCUCCGUAUUGCUGUAGAUUUCCGCGUACGACGGAGACAUCUUAGCAGUCAAUUCUGGGAAAGUGAAGAACCUAUUGAGUUUGGUGGUGAAGACGAGGACUAA
Messenger RNA from Mycotypha africana, 1049 nucleotides. Its product is annotated as ML domain-containing protein. Gene Ontology annotation, molecular function: sterol binding. Lineage: Eukaryota; Fungi; Mucoromycota; Mucoromycetes; Mucorales; Mycotyphaceae. The transcript is spliced from 5 exons. Gene Ontology annotation, biological process: sterol transport. The record is from RefSeq and is a predicted model, not a curated record. Bases 270 to 1049 code for a protein of 259 amino acids.